Phytomonas sp. EM1 is the source of this 1209-nucleotide messenger RNA. NCBI's taxonomy places the organism in Eukaryota, Euglenozoa, Kinetoplastea, Trypanosomatida, Trypanosomatidae. The record is from the annotation of a GenBank genome assembly.
CCUUUUCUCAUAUGUAGAUCUUAAAUUCUGCAACUCUUUCGAUCAUACUGUUUGUAUUAGUGUUUAUUUAAAACCAACAUUUUUAGGUUAGUAUUCUUUUUGAGAGUAAACAUAAACAUAUUCAAAGCAAAACUUUAAUUUAAAAUAAAUUUCAACAAUUAAUACUAAGCUAUUAUGAAGCAUAAUGGAUGUCAUAGCUUUACGUUUGAUAUCUUACUCUCGAGUAUAUUUAUAAUCUCUUCCGCGGCUCUCAUUCUAUCCUUGUGUAUUGUUACCUCAGAUCAAAUUCUUUAUUUAUCUAACGAAGAGAAUAUUGUCCUGAAACAGCAUGUCCAGGUUACACCAAUACAUAAUUUGUCUAAUUUUCGUGCAGACAACGUUGAAUCUGCCAAAGAAAAUGAAGUAGUUGUAAUCCCUCAAUUGGAUGCUUCGAUCGGGUUUUUGAGGACGUGUAUAAUCGCUAGCUGCUUCUACCGCAGCAGUUUGAAAGGUCCUGUGCCUUUUGUGGAACGAUUUGUUAGCGAAUCAAAAAAGUUGAAGGUAUAUGACUCAUUUCGUAAUGCCUUGGAAGAGGCAGUGGAUCAAUUGAAUCUAGGCUACGAGUUGCUGACGUUAGAUGUAUCGCAUUCUAGCCACUUCUGCAUUACCUUAAAGUAUGCGCUUGCUAGCAUUGCGAUAGUGGCUCUUUCAUUAUUCUCACUGGGGUGUUCAUCAAUCUCUCUUCUUUAUAUUAUAACGAAAAUUAGAUCGAAUUGGACGGGGUUAACUCAUAUGGAAAGAUCAAGUGGAAUGAAUGAAAGAAUUACCAUAUGUGGGGAUCUCACCUUUUGUAAUGUUUACGAAAUAAAAUCGAGGCUUCGAUACGCACUCUUGAGUGUUAUUGUUACAUCAAAUAUAUUAGCAGUUAUUUUUUCCAUCGGUGCCGUAUCAGCAAGCACAUAUGUAGUGUCAGGUGACACCGAAUAUGGUGCAACCGUAUGCAACUCCUUCAUCUAUUCGAUGAAUAAACUCAGAAGCAAAGUAAAUGUGCUUAACAACGAAGAUCCAACGUCACCUUUGAACAUGUCUAAGUGUUCUCCGGGCAGCACGUUUUGGAUGCUGGUUGCUGAACCCAUACUGUGCAUAUUGGCUAUGGUCUGCACAACUCGACUUUUUUUCUACUACAAGUCAUGUGUAUCUAUCGUGGCACUCCAGCAGCCAAGAGGCUGA